AAGCAAAUCCGUGGAACUUUUGCGGCACCUAUUUCUAAAUUAUCCGUUAAUUAAACCAAUUCAAUGAUGCAGGCUAACGGAUCUGAAAAUAUUGGUUCAGAAAAUACGAACGAGAAAACGGGAUGGACGGUCGGAUUGAUAAAUGGAAAAUUUAAGUACCUUACAGCUGAAACUUUUGGAUUUAAAAUAAAUGCAAAUGGUUCAAGUUUGAAGAAAAAACAAUUAUGGACUUUGGAAGGUAGCGAACAACAAGUUUACCUUAGAUCACAUUUGGAUCGCUAUUUGGCAGUGGAUCAGUUUGGAAAUGUUACCUGCGAAGCAGAGGAUCCUAGUGAUCCUGGCUGUGCUUUUCAAAUUCAGCUAGCUUCUGAUGGAAGUGGAAGAUGGGCUUUGAAAAACAUUCAGAGGGGAUAUUUCCUGGGUUCUAGUCAAGAUGAGCUUAAAUGUACAGCCAAAGCUCCGGGUGAACCUGAAUACUGGCUGGUGCAUCUUGCUGCUAGACCGCAAGUAAAUCUGAAAUCUGCUGGAAGAAAACGUUUCGCUCAUUUAAGUGCGACGCAGGAUGAAAUCCAUGUAGAUGCACCAGUUCCUUGGGGAGAGGAUACACUUUUCACGUUAGAAUUUCGUCCUGCUUCGAUAGAGGAUGAUGGUCAAGAACAUUCUAAAUUCGAGGGUGGUCAUUAUGCUCUUCAUACUUGUAAUAAUAAAUAUCUUGCACGUGAUGGAAAACUCUUAGAUACCUGUACAAGAGACUGCCUUUACGCGGCCGAAUUUCAUGCUGGAUUACUUGCGCUCAGAGAUUUGUAUGGAGCGUACUUGGCACCCAUUGGAAGUAAAGCUGUUCUAAAAUCAAGAUCAACGACAGUAACGAGAGAUGAAUUAUUCUCUUUGGAAGAAUCACUACCGCAGGCUUCUUUUGUUGCUGCCUUGAAUCAACGAUACGUAUCUGUAAAACAAGGAGUUGAUGUGACAGCUAAUCAAGACGAGAUAUCCGGCCAUGAAACUUUCCAACUUGAAUUUGACCGUGUAACUAAACGGUGGUAUAUACGUACCAUGCAAGAUCGCUACUGGAGUCUCGAAGCUGGGGGAGGAAUCCAGGCAUCAGAGCACAAACGUUCUUCCAACGCUUUAUUUGAUUUAAUCUGGCAAUCAGAAGACGGUACGGUAGCUCUACGUGCUAACAAUGGAAAAUUCUUAGCAACCAAGCGUUCUGGACAUCUCUAUGCUAAUGCGGAUUCUGUAAAUGGACUGGACUCGGAUGUUAGCAAAUAUUAUUUUUAUUUAAUGAACAGACCUGUUUUAGUUUUACGUUGUGAACAGGGAUUCGUAGGACCUAAAAGUUCAUCUAGUCCAAAAUUAGAAUGCAAUAAGGCUAUCUAUGAGACCAUCAGAGUAGAAAGAUGUGAACGCGGAGUUGUUAGAUUUAAAGGUCAGAAUAACAAGUACUGGCAUGCGGACAGCGAAGGAGUAACCGUGGAUUCUGAUAUACCUUCUGAUGGUUUUUAUCUGGAAUUACGAGAACCUUCUCGUAUUUGUAUUAAACACAUCGAUGGGCGAUACCUUACUGCAGGAAAGAAUGGAGCAUUACGUCUUGGGGAAACAGAUUAUGAAUCUGCUACAAAAUGGGAAUUUUAAUCAACCAAACGAUCAUACAUAAUCUAUGUUCUUUUGAAACUGUUUUUACAUAUUUAUUUCAAGGAUUGAUAUUUAAUAGAUACUAUAUUCGAAUUUAAAAACAAAAGUUAAAUACAUAGCUUAUGUACUACUUUGUUCUUAACUUAAGUUUUAUCUUUUUUCGUAUACAUUCUAUUUCACGCUCAAAUGGGAAAGGAAUGAAUUAAACGAUAAUGAUAAAAUAUAAUACGUGUAUCGGGUUGAAGUUUCAAAAGAACAUAGCUAAGAUUUACUGCCCUUUUUAUAGCUUCAAUGUAAUCUAAUAUGAUAUUUACAAGUAUGGGAAAAGCUCGUAUCAAG
Osmia lignaria (orchard mason bee) is the source of this 1974-nucleotide messenger RNA. It is a transcript of the gene singed, whose product is annotated as fascin domain-containing protein singed. Lineage: Eukaryota; Metazoa; Arthropoda; Insecta; Hymenoptera; Megachilidae. Gene Ontology annotation, cellular component: cytoplasm; actin cytoskeleton. The record is from RefSeq and is a predicted model, not a curated record. Gene Ontology annotation, biological process: cell migration; actin filament bundle assembly; establishment or maintenance of cell polarity. Gene Ontology annotation, molecular function: protein-macromolecule adaptor activity; actin filament binding.